GGAGCGGAGAGGAGUAGAGAGAGCCGGGCGCGCCAUGCCUGUCCUGUCACUGCAUGGACUGGCUUGACUUGUUACAAUGUAUUGCUGUCACAGAAGAGAGUAAGUAGUCAUUAAAAAAACAAAACAAGGGGAAUUUAAACCGGAAACACGCAGCGACAGAAGAAAUUAGACGCAGGAUGGGCGAACGGGUGAAAAGUCCGUUUCACGUUAAAACCACUGGAUCCAAUUGGCUGCUGCCUGUCAGCGACUACUUGGGGUUUCCUCUUGAUCAGGUGAAUUUUUUGGCGUGCCAGCUGUUUGCCCUGGCGGCUGCCUUCUGGUUUCGCCUCUACCUCAGUCCUAGCCAUGCCAAUCCCCUGGUCAGGCACGCUGUGGCCACCCUCCUGGGCGUCGUCUUUCUCAUCUUCUGCUUUGGAUGGUACUCGGCUCACAUCCUGGCAGUGGUGCUCGCAAGCUACUUGAUCAUCAUCAACGCCGAUAUCAACAAUGUACACAGGUAUUCCAUGGUGACGGCUAUGGGCUACUUGACAGCGUGCCAAGUGAGCAGAGUCUUCAUCUAUAACUAUGGAGUUCUGUCCACUGACUUCUCUGGGCCUCUGAUGAUAGUAACCCAGAAGAUAACAACACUGGCUUUCCAGCUCCAUGACGGUAUGUGUAAGAAAUCCGAACAACUGACCUCUGAGCAGAAGCCUCUGGCUAUUAAUGUGAGGCCUUCUCUCAUCGAGUACCUGAGUUACAAUCUAAACUUCCUGAGUGUCUUCGUGGGACCAUGCAGUAACUAUAAAGAAUACAUAGACUUCAUAGAGGGCAGACACAUCCGCGGGAGGCUGAGGCAGCACUUUGGGACGUGCAAUGGACAGAACGGCUAUGAUAAGACCCCGGACCCAUCACCUCUGAGCGCCGUCUGUCGAAAGUUACUGAUCUGCAGCGGAUGCAUGCUGUUCUUCCUCACUGUGACUCGGUCUUUGCCGAUAACGCUCAACGUGGACCCCCAUUUUGUCAGCCAAGCCCCGUUCCUCACAAGGCUCACCUACGCCUUCUUCUCUAUACAAGCUGCAAGGCCCAAAUUCUACUUCGCCUGGACACUAGCUGAUGCAGUCAACAACGCUGCAGGUUAUGGUUUCUUGGGGUUGGAUGAAAAUGGAAAGCCAUCUUGGGACCUCAUCUGUAACCUCAACAUUUUAGGGAUUGAGACCGCGACCAGCUUCAAGGCGUUUAUAGACAACUGGAACAUUCGAACAGGCAUUUGGCUCAAAACGGUGUGUUAUGACCGAGCCCCUAAGCACAGGUUGGCGUUGACCUUCUUCCUGUCUGCCCUGUGGCACGGUGUUUAUCCGGGCUACUAUUUCACCUUCAUCACUGCCAUCCCCAUCACCAUGGCGGCGCGAGCUGUACGGAAGUCUGUUCGCCACUACUUUCUGGGCUUCAGAGGCUUGAAGCUGGGUUACGACAUCUUAACUUGGGCAGCUACUCAGCUGGCCAUCUGCUACACUGUUAUGCCUUUUCUUCUUCUUGCAGUAGAGCCCACUUUGGUUUAUUACAGGUCCAUGUACUUCCAUGUUCACAUAAUCAGCAUUCUGGCUGCGAUCGCCCUGCAUUGGAAACACAAACCCAGUGAACCCUCUGCCACCACCAAAAGGUUUUCUUCCUCCUCCUCCUCCUCCUCCUCCUCCUCCUCCUCCUCCUCCUCGUCACCGUGCUCAACACAGGGCCAGCCUGUUCACUCCAACAACAAUGGCAAAGUAGAUUGACAAAUCCCCUCUUCACACUCUUUUACCAGGCUCUCAGUCGAGGGUGUUCUCUCAAAGACAAGUGAAUAUCCAUAAAGAGCAAUCCGCCAAUUUGAAACGAGAAAACAUUAUUUAUUUUUUUGGGGGGGGGGACAAUACAGAUACAUAUCCUAUGGCUCCGGAAUGUACAUGGGGAUAGUGAAAGAUUAACGAUGACCAGAACCUGAUUCUGAUUCUAAGACAACACAGCAAACAAAAGCACAGCAGGCAAACUGGCAAAGACGAACAUUAGCUGAGGGAACAUCUGCGGUACCACCACCAGGACGCUGGCCUCCACCUGCCCCCACUCUCGUCCACUCUCCUCCCUCGAGGCCCAUCGCAACACCAGCCUGCCUGCUCCGGCAACAAUGCAACAGUGUGGAGACAGAAAGGAGGCUCACUUUAUGUCUCGUCCUCUAUCUGCGCCGUCCUGCCAAUUGGUGGGAUCCGAGCCAGCACAGUGGGAGAGCAGCUCAUGAACAGGCCACAAAUGCCAGGACACUGGGAACACAAAUAUGCUCCAUACUCUCUCCUCGGCAGGCUCGUACUUGGUCACUGUCUACAUACAAUGGCUGCUCUUGUGUGGCCACAACAAAAGAGCAUACCAAGAGGAGAGAGAGAGAGCCCUGGUUUGUAUGUGUGUGUGUAAUCGUUUUACUUAUAUGUCCCACUAACCUCUGCCACUGACCCUGUGUGAGUGUGUGUGUGUGUGUGUGUGUGUGUGUGUGUGUGUGGACCCUGGCUUAAACAAACGGUGGACUGCGUUGGUGCUUCUCCCACUGUUAGCGUGCACUGACUGAGUGGAACGACACUUGAAAUACCAAUUAGAGCAUGCAGCUCUCAAACCGUCCAGUGAAAGUGACCCAUGGAGUCUUUUAAGGCAGGCUGGCAGCUCCUCCAGGUGAGGAGACCUGACCACUGAAGAACAAGUGGACACGUCAUAGUUGCUCAGGAUCAUCCAUCCUGGGCUUUAGGGAUACCAUUUUGAAUAUGAAAGGAAAAGCUAGCAAACGUUUAAAGAAAUCAACGGUGUGCUGUUACAACAGCAAGCUUGUGCGUGAGUUGUUUUUGCAUUGCACGAUUGUAACGAGUGAUAAAAAAAAAGCAUAUAUGAGCAUAUGUUCAAUGAUUUAAUGAGCGUCGUCAGUCCACUUUCCCUCUGAGAUCUCUUUUGAAUUUCACAGCGACAUAGUUCUUAAUGUGUUAGUACUUUAGCAUGUGAAUGGGGCUGGUUACCUGUUAUGAUGGAGAGUAUCUGAACAAAAAGCUGUGGUGGAACUGAGAGGAAAUAUACUUUUUUUGGGGGGGGGAAGAAUUGCAACCUCAAAGAAUGGAAAAUGUGGGCAAAAAUAGGCAUUUAAAAAUCAAAUGUAUUUCUUCUCUGUUCUUCGCUGUUUCCGUUGUGCGGUUCUGUGUUAGAAAGACAUUUGAAGACUCCAGAUUUACCAGAGCUGCAGAGACAUCUGCUGGUUGUUUGUUCCGUACUGACUUCGUGGACUGAUGCCAUGCUGCAGCAUCUCCCAAUGCGAACUUCAUACAACUCUGAAAGCAUUUCUUCCCCCACUGAUAUUACAAUUUCGUAACACCAUUCACAAUAUCUUCCCUGCCUUAUCUUUUACUUUAGCACAAUCACGGUUGAUGAAUCAGAAGGUGACGCUUAUGAUUAGAUGAUGGUGAACAAUAAGGUACAUUCAACUUUUUUUAAAUUCUUGCUUUUCUUUUGUUAUCAAGACGUUAUGAGAGAUUUGGGAGCAUUGGUAGUUUUAAAAGUGGCACAAUGGUUUGAUAUUAAUGGUUCUAGCUGUUGUAAGCCAUGUUAGUUUUUUAGCUAUAUUUAUGGGUUUGUUUAAAAUAAGUUGUGCUAACGAUGCUAACAAUUUGCGAUGCAAGAAUAUUAUUUUGAAAGGAAAAACAAAGACAUUUCAGCACGCUCAUUUGUUGAAUUAUGUUGGAGACACAAUCUUUAUUCGCUAACCUUUGACUGCAGGACAAAUUUGUCUUUUGGAUUUGCCUGUUUUGGCUCAGUUUACAUAUUGACCCAACCCUCUGGUUUUGAAUAUAAAAAGCCUCAGAGUAGAGCAUGAUUAUGAAAGAAAACAAAUAUCAAAGACCAGACAUUGUUACCAGGACAGAGUUUACUUUUGGUCAUAUAGAAAUCACACUUCUUUCUCAUAGCUCAAUCACACUUAAAUUUCAAGAAGGACCCACGUGUUGACAUGAGGGAAGGGGUAUGCAUUAAAUUAACAUUCAUUAUUAAAUAAAUACCAGAUUGUUUAAGAUUUUAAAGGAAAUAAGAAGGGGAGAACUUCCAAAUUCUACUAUUGUUAACUCGCUAAUUAGAACAAAUCCCCAUCACAGCCACUGUGAAAGCUGAGUCGUCUAAAAGCUCUUCCCAAGUAUCGUUUUGCUAUAAUAAAAUGUUUUUGUGUGUAAAAAAAAGCCUUUAUUAACUGAAAUGGAAAAAACUGUAACCCGUAAAUGUUUUUUGUUAUCAUUAAAAUGUUCGCUCCACUGUAUAGUUUGCAUGUUUGUAAUGUGUCUUUAGUGCAGGGAAAUGAGCGACGAUGGCACAUAUAAUGGCUGUGUUGUCAACAUGAGCAGCUACUUGAAUGACUUAAUACUGAUUAUAAGUGUUUUGUAUGUUGUUUUUUUUGCAUAUGUAUUCAUGAUAAAAUAUAAUGACUGUGA
This is a messenger RNA of Cyclopterus lumpus (lumpfish), 4457 nucleotides long. RefSeq names its product membrane bound O-acyltransferase domain containing 1 (gene mboat1). The record is from RefSeq and is a predicted model, not a curated record. Lineage: Eukaryota; Metazoa; Chordata; Actinopteri; Perciformes; Cyclopteridae. Gene Ontology annotation, biological process: lipid modification. Gene Ontology annotation, cellular component: membrane. Gene Ontology annotation, molecular function: acyltransferase activity. Bases 177 to 1751 code for a protein of 524 amino acids. The transcript is spliced from 13 exons.